UGACGGCAUCACGUCCGCCUCAGAUUUGGAAGGAGCCAGCAAGGAGAAGAUGGAAGAGGCAGGCUCUACUCGCUCUAACUCUUCCGGACGCACUCGCGAACAGUCGGAUACAGCUCACGUGUCCGAGCCCAAUGUCGUCGCGUCCUCUCCUCAUUCAUCAGCAGCUGGCCGGCUCGUCCAAGAGAACGGCUAUAUAGUUGCAGCACCCCCUGGGAUCCCUGCGCCGUCCGGCUCGCCUUUCUCUACGCCUAGUCAUCAGUCCGGCUUUAUAGCCCACGAGCACCAGCGCGCCAUGGAUUUGAAGAGUCGCUCUGGGUUAUCUGCAUCUCUAGGUGCAACGAAUUGGGGAGUGGGAGAUACACAUAACCCUCAGUUAGGUCGGGGGCGACCUUCGGGAAUCUACUCCCUUCAAGAUGAAGUUGUUGUGGAGGAUGGGGAGUUAGAGGAGUUCAUCCCGGGCUCACUCUCGGAUCUCCUGACCCCAGAGGAGAGGUCGCGACGCUUUUCUCGCACGAACGCCGUUCGUCCUGCUAUGUCCCGGCUGGAAAACGACGCAGCGUCUAGGGACGUUUUAUCCGACGGUCCACAUCAUCGUCACUCCCGUUCCGUGCCUGCACCGUCACUCCUGCAGGACAUUCGGUCGAUUUGGAUGGAUACCACUGGUUCUCCCGGUGCAACCGACUCUAGUUUCAACGGUAUGGGUAUCACUGGUGGUGGGUUGGGCAAUGGAACACCUAGCUCGUUCCAGAGCAAUUCCGGUUUUGGCGGACGCGACGAUCCAAUGGCUCCUUCCAACGCUUCCGCUGCUUUUUUGCCUGGUCUUCACCAUUACAUGAAUACAAACUCUUCACAAAGACAGACGCUCGGGCCCGGCCUGUCGUCCCUUCAUGCGCCUACAUCGACUCUCUCUUCAUCCCUUCAUCCGUCAGCUUUCUCGAAUGCAGGUGGGGACGUUACUUUCUCCCCGCCUCGAGUAAGCGCAUUUACGGCUGGCACUACUUUCGACGGACGAACAUCUGACUUGUAUCUCUCGCAAGUGCAACGCCAUGUAUCUGCGCGACCUAUCCCCGCUACCCACGACAAUUUCAGCGGUGACAUCGACCGCAGUGCGUUCUCGCCGUCAACUCGAGCGCUACAAUCACAUGCUCCCGGACAAAGCCUCCCUCAAGGUCUUGCCGCCGGUUACUCGCGGAUACACGCACUCCCUCCGCUUGCUUCGCCCUCGUCAACGAUGGCUUUAAGCCCUGGUCGUUCGACGGGCAUUUCGCCAGGGCUGAAAGGUCAGCUGUCAGGUGCAUCCGUCGAAUGGAGUAGUCCGCCGCCUGCGGGCGAACCAUUUGCGACACCGUCCGCUGGUGGCCUCGAGAGCAUGUUCUCUCAUCGAUCUUACUCUGCAGCAGCCUCACGAGGGAACGGUGUUACCGCGAAUGUCUCUGCACGGACAGCAACCACACGUGUGUGGCAAAACCCACAGGGUGCACUCAGCAGUCCUCUGAGUGGGCCUGUCUUGACAGGGGACGAUGAUGAUCUUUUCAGCAUGGAUGGUUAACAGUAUGUACUACAAGGGCGUUGUGUAUUGAAUUAUAUUAUAUAGACUGAUGAUUAAAGUUCUCAUGGCAUUUCUGUCAGAUGUUGUGGUACAUCUUGACUUAAUUAUAUGUGACAU
This is a messenger RNA of Phanerochaete carnosa HHB-10118-sp, 1666 nucleotides long. RefSeq lists its product as uncharacterized. The coding region runs from base 50 to 1549 and encodes 499 amino acids. Lineage: Eukaryota; Fungi; Basidiomycota; Agaricomycetes; Polyporales; Phanerochaetaceae. The record is from RefSeq and is a predicted model, not a curated record. The transcript is spliced from 2 exons.